AUGUCCAAACCUGUUGUUCUUGAAGAUAUUACUGGCGGUAGCGCAAAGGCUACUCACCUCUGUCUUUGGGGAAACCCAAGUCAUGUACGCAAUAUUGCCAAGGUUUUGCGUGACGAAUAUUCCGAAAACGAAUUGUAUAUCCAGCCAGCCGAGAAGAACCGCGGCACCUUCACAUACGAUGGCAUUGAGCUUGGCGGUGAGCGCGUGUGCGCAGAGAUCGAGGACAAGCUGCACGAUAUUGAAUCGCAAGGGGUGUCCGGUCACCAACUUUUCACCAUCGACAAAUUCCGCGACACCGGCAGACCCCUUCUCGCCGUCCUCGCUGAUCCAGAUUCUAUCUUCAUGUCUGGUCUCAAGAAGUUUAAGCGCCGCACACUGUACUCAAAUAUCGUCAACGAUCGAACCGUGUUGCACUACACAUCCGCCAUUACUAAGCAUGAUCCUUAUGCAGACCUUGACAAGGUUAAUCUCAACUACCUGAAAGGAUACGAGGGUAUGAUUCUUGACCCUGACCAUCCUAUUGUGCUUCGACCGAAGCUUCAACAAGAUGCCCAAUUGACAAAGUACAAAGCUCUCAAUAAGUGGGUCAAGAGCAUCCUGGUUAUUCUGAGAGUGGGGUUGAUAAUGCCGAUCGUUGUUGUCGUAUUCCUUACAUACUCUACCGUCCAAACAGUCCGAAGUGCCAAUCGAAUCAAAGCGCAUGAGUCAGGAAAGGGUGGAUUCACGGUCAAGCAGUAUCGCAUGCCCUUACGGAUUCAGGAGACUCGAGAAGAAACGGAACAAGCUUGUAAGGUCCUCAACAGCUCACAGAACCAGAAAUACCUAGCAGCGUCAGAUUCAGAAGAUUGUCUGACCUAUGAUGCUGAUCAUCGCAAGCUACUAAAAAAACGGCGCAGAAUAUCGACUUCAAGACAGCUAACGCUUGCGCUAAUCCCUGAUCAAUUCGAGAUGAUCGAGAACUUGGAUGCAGCUGGUUGGCGCAAGUUCCAUGUUCACAUUCAAAAGCAUCGAUAUAGCCACGCGGCUAUUGUGGUACGUAUGGAUAAGGAAAAUUUUGCUGAUGGCUGGGUUGUUUCAAAGCACUUUGCUCGAACUUUCCACGAGUUACCGCCCGUACUUCGCAAACACGUAUCUUUCAAGAACCCAUGGGAUAUCCGCUGGACACUCGAAUCAGCGAUGGUAUCCACCAUCCUUCAAAGGUUACUUGCUAUUGCCGCGCUCGGAAUCAUUUGGAUCUCCGUAUUGGUGGUUUUCCGGUUAUACUUUCAUCCCCUGGCCAAAUAUCCUGGUCCAAAGCUUGCAGCAUGUAGUCAAUUAUGGUUUAUUCAAGCAUGGACCGGUGGACGCUACCCUUCUACGCUAAGGAAAACCCACGAUGAGUAUGGUGACGUCGUAAGGAUUGCUCCGAAUGAGCUUUCUUUCAACUCCCCGGUUGCUUAUAAGGAUAUUUAUGCCCGUGCUUCCAAGGAGGAUCAGUUUUUGAAAAGCGAAAUCCUCUAUAGCACUGGUUCAUCUACUGCGCGGCCCAAUAUCGUAUUUUCCCGGGAUCCACAGGAUCACCGACUGCAACGACAUGAACUCUCUCAUGCAUUCAGCGAUAAGUCACUGAGCAUGGCUCAAUUUGUGAUCGAAGACUACACAGAACUGUUUGUAACCCAACUCGCUGAGAAGGGAGGGCCGCAAACCAAGGGUGUCGAUGUCUCGGUUGUAUACAACUGGCUUACUUUUGAUAUCAUAGGACAUCUCACCUUUGGCGAAUCUUUCGGCUGUGUUAAGCAAUGGAAAGGUAGCGAAUGGGUUAGGCUUAUCUUAGAUUUUGCUGAACAGCUUAGUCUUGGCACCGUUCUGAACCGGCUCUCGGUCCCAAGUUUUGCACUCUCAGUCCUUAUGCCGACGAGCUUCAAGAACAGUUUAAUAUCCCACGAUCGAGCGACAGAUGAGAAGAUUGAUCUACUGAUUCAGAACAGCAAGGUUCAGGAUGACGAGCGCAAACAAUCUCUUCAGCAAAGUUACUUCUUCAACCGCAUGAUACGAGAAGGCGAAUUCGACCCCAUUCAUGUCCGAGAACAGGCCAAAGUCAUGAUGCUAGCAGGAUCAGAGACAACGGCAACGUUCCUUGCUGGUGUCACCUGCCUCCUACUCCAACACCCAGAAACAUUGACAAAACUACAAAACGAGAUCCGUUCUGCGUUCGACUCCAAGAAGGACAUUACGAAAGAGUCGACUUUGAAGCUUCAGUAUUUAUCUGGUGUUAUCGAAGAGGGCCUUCGUCUCUUCCCGCCGGCUCCGUUUGGUCUUCCUCGCGUCUGUCCUCCGGGAGCGGUGAUUGAUGGACGCGCUAUCCCUACAGGCACUAUCGUCUCCGUUGAUAGCUUCUCCAUGUCACAUGACGCACAUAGUUUCAGCAACCCUGAUGAGUUUCGCCCUGAGCGCUGGAUUGGCGGCGGCACAGGAGAUGAUCUCGCUGCAAGCCGUCCGUUCUCCGUUGGACGCCGGGCUUGUCUGGGCUUUAAGCUUGCAUAUAUGGAAGCAAGAACAAUUCUUGCCAUGAUGAUAUACAUGUACGAUUGGGAGCUAGUCAAUCCAGAACUUGACUGGUUCAACCAAUUGAGAUUCCACAUGACCUGGAAGAAGCCAGAGCUACUGGUUCGGUUUCAUCCACGGAGCAAGAAGCAGGACUAG
Messenger RNA from Fusarium proliferatum ET1, 2682 nucleotides. RefSeq lists its product as uncharacterized. Gene Ontology annotation, molecular function: heme binding; iron ion binding; monooxygenase activity. Bases 1 to 2682 code for a protein of 893 amino acids. The record is from RefSeq and is a predicted model, not a curated record. The transcript has 7 exons. NCBI's taxonomy places the organism in Eukaryota, Fungi, Ascomycota, Sordariomycetes, Hypocreales, Nectriaceae.